AUGUCGACAAAUCAAGAAGAGGUGCAACUUCUAGGAGCUCUCGGAAGCCCAUUUGCUUGCAGGGUACAGAUUGCUCUUAAGUGGAAAGGAAUUGAAUACAAAUAUGUUCAAGAAGACUUGGCCAACAAAAGCGAUCUUCUCCUCAUAUACAAUCCAGUUCAUAAGAAGGUUCCAGUUUUUGUUCACAAUGAGAAGCCUAUAUCAGAAUCUCUUGUGAUUCUUCAGUAUAUUGAUGAGGUUUGGAAACAAAAUCCCAUUUUACCGUCCGAUCCAUACCAAAAAUCAUUGGCUCGAUUUUGGUCCAAGUUCAUCGAUGACAAGAUUGCGACUCCUACAUUGAAAGCUGUUUAUGCUUUUAACGAUGAGAAAGAGCGCGAGAAGAAUAUUGAAGAAUCAACUGGAGCUCUGCAGAUUCUCGAGAAUGAGCUGAAGGACAAGUUCUUUGGGGGAGAGGAGAUUGGUUUUGUGGAUAUUUCUGCUGUGUUCAUAGCUUUUUGGAUCCCUUUGUUUCAAGACUUAAUAGGGUUGAAAUGGUUCACUGCUGAAAAGUAUCCAAAGCUUUACAAAUGGAGCCAAGAAUUUCUCAACCAUCCAAUUGUGAAGGAGAAUGUGCCUCUUAGAGACCCUCUUUUUGCAAAUUUCAAGGCUAGAUAUGAUAGAGCUGUUUCUGCUUCAAAAUAG
Messenger RNA from Medicago truncatula (barrel medic), 681 nucleotides. Its product is annotated as probable glutathione S-transferase. Gene Ontology annotation, molecular function: glutathione transferase activity. The coding region runs from base 1 to 681 and encodes 226 amino acids. Lineage: Eukaryota; Viridiplantae; Streptophyta; Magnoliopsida; Fabales; Fabaceae. Gene Ontology annotation, biological process: glutathione metabolic process. The transcript has 2 exons. The record is from RefSeq and is a predicted model, not a curated record. Gene Ontology annotation, cellular component: cytoplasm.